AUGGGACUCUUCUAUGUUGAAGCAGAAAUGGUCAUAUCAGAUGAAUUGCAAGAGUUUUGUGUACUUGAAUGCUCAGGAUGCAAACAAAAGAAGCACAGAAAAGAUAGAAAGGAUUUUCAUUGUCCAAAAUGCAAUCGGAAAACAACAUUACUUCCUCGGUGUAUCUUUCAAACUGAUCUUACUGACGGUACUGCUACAGUCACAGCAUUUAUCUCUGCGGAAUUGAGAGAAAAACUACUCUCCAUGACAGCGGAAGACAUAUUUGACAUAACCUGUGCUAAGAAGCAAUCCUUGCAUAUUAAUCAUUUCCAUGAGAUGUUGUCCAACAAACUAUAUCAAAUUCAGCUAAGGAAGUCAUCUUGGGGUACCUCAAACAACACACAAGCAACUUACUCCAUUAUUUCCUACAUGGAAAAGCAACAUACUCCAACAACCACUAUUGACAGGAAUUCCAAAAAGGUAAGACCUUUGGAGAUAAGUGAGAUGGAGGUGACAGAAACAACUACUGCAGCUGGUUCUUCAAAUGCAACUCUGAAAUUUGAACCACCUACACCAACAAAAAAACUGUAAAAGGUCAGUCUACAUCUGAUUAUCACAUUUAUUAUUAAAAAUCAAACCAUAAAUCACAAUGAUUAACAGUUCAAAACAUUUACAAGUAUUUGAAACUUAAUGAGGUUGAAUCAUUGUUGCAUUUUAAUCUUUCUCUGCUCCAUUUUUCUGAUGUAUUUUAGACCAUGGGUUGCUGAUUUUGUAUCGUAUUGCUGCUGAAUUUUAGACUAAACUAUUUGUUACACUUCUGAUCAAAUUUCUGUCUAUUGUUGCUAUGUGUCGAGCAAAAUCUUGCUACACUUUUGGCUAUAUUUGAGCUAAUGGUUUGCCUAUGUAUUUGGCUAAACUUUGUUGCACUUUUAAGUUAGCCAACUGCUGCAUUUUUUCCAAAAAUCAGGUAUACCAUGCCUCUGUUUGCAUCUUUGUUUUUGAUAUGCCUUCAGAAUUCUGAAUAAUUAUAGUUUAAUCUUAUGAAAAACAGACCACCCAACAAUGUAA
Molecule: messenger RNA, 1047 nt
Organism: Solanum lycopersicum (tomato)
Lineage: Eukaryota; Viridiplantae; Streptophyta; Magnoliopsida; Solanales; Solanaceae
Product: nitrogen regulatory protein P-II homolog
Biological process (GO): regulation of nitrogen utilization
Cellular component (GO): chloroplast thylakoid; cytosol
Molecular function (GO): enzyme regulator activity; ATP binding
Source: RefSeq, a predicted model, not a curated record